AUAUAACAAUUGCUUUCAAAUGACUUCAUUUGGGGCAACAAAUGUAGUUCGGGAAAAUUUUAUGCCAACUUUCAAGAUACAAGGGCAAAUAUAUCAUAGAGCAGGUUCACUGUUACCAGUGUCAGAUAGCGACAACAAAUUCCUGCAAAUUUAUUUUAUGGGCAAUUCACCACAAGAAAUUGAUCUGCGUUGUGCACAUAACAAUUUAGUAAAGAGGUCUAUUGUAGAACAAUUACAAACUUUAUUUCAUCAGCACAAUCAAUUGAUUAUAUUGUUUAAAACUGCCCUGGAUCUGAUGCCAUCCGAUAAUCACAAAAUUGUAAUCAGAGCUGAUAAAACACCUGCAGGUCAACAUACAAGACGUUUUAAUGCACCAACUAUUGAUGAAGUUGCUAUCGUUGUAGUUGGAGAAAACUUGGAAUCCCGUGAUAUUGUUUUACGUCGUCGGAAUGAUCAAUUACAACGUAUAAAGGAAACACACCGCUCAUAUGAUGCACUGCAAUAUCCCAUUAUAUUUUGGCAAGGUGAAGAUGGCUACGAUUUCUCAAUAAAAAUGAUAAAUCCCAUUGCAGGUUCUGAAACCAACAAAAAAGUCAGUUCAAUUCAUACCGCCUAA
Messenger RNA from Aphis gossypii (cotton aphid), 616 nucleotides. RefSeq lists its product as uncharacterized. The record is from RefSeq and is a predicted model, not a curated record. NCBI's taxonomy places the organism in Eukaryota, Metazoa, Arthropoda, Insecta, Hemiptera, Aphididae. The transcript is spliced from 3 exons. Bases 20 to 616 code for a protein of 198 amino acids.